AUGUCUUCUACCCAAGCCGAGUCCACUUCUGCAGCGACACCGCGAGAGUCCAGGAAGAAGGGUCGUAUGCCUGGUUCUAAAAACUUCACCGAUCAUGAAAUCUUCACGUACAUCAAGUUCAUCCAUGACCGGCUUCCGACGGGAUUUGGAGAGUGGGAUACGGUGUAUAAGGAGUAUAAUAAAUGGGCAGAGAGCAAUGGGUUUACCAAGCGACCGCAAGAGAGUUUGAAGAAGCAAUGCCGGAUUCCGAGAGUGACAGUGGAUGUACCGAAUAAUAGAAAGUUAACAGUAGCUCUUGCCAGGAACCAGCGUGUGAAUGCUAUCAAAACAAUCGACGAUCCACGAUGCCCAUGGGAUGUCCAGCUGGUUAAAAAAAUCCUCCAAGAGAUUGAAGCAGGCCAUCAGAUAUACAACAUCGAUGAUAGUGACGGAUCUACUCUCGAAGGAAACCCGAACCGCAACAGUAAUAGUAAUAAUACCAAUUCCGAAAGCGCGCCGCCGCCUGCAACGAGUCAGAACCACCAACAUAAUAUACUCCCAAUGGGAGGUGUAGGGACGGCGGCGGGGCCAUUCACACCGUUUUCUCCAUCUGGUUCAUCGCUAGAGCAGGAGGGUUUUAAUAACCCUCAUCCAAGAUCUCCAAUAAAUUCACCGCUCCAAGCAACAGCAGAGCAACAGCAACGUCGCCUUCCUCAACAAAUUGAUGGCGCCCAACCUUCACAUCCUCCAGCUGCCACACCGUUGGUUCAACCAUCCAACGAGUUCCGCCGUCCUUCAAGACCUCAGCAGUCAUCACAGGACCCGGAGAUAGGAAGGUUCUUAGAAUUCUCGCGGCAAGCUGACCACGAGCCAAAGACAACAGUACACCACUUCCUCGAGCGCGAAAGUUACGAGAAGAGUUUACAGAUCAUCCGGCUUGAGGAUAAGCUCGAGCGGAUCCAGUCUAGACAUGCCGAUGAGCUUGCAAGGCUGCAGGAGAAAGUCGAGAGGUUGGAUAGAAGGAAUAGAAAACUAGAACAAGAUAACCAUGUGUUAAAAAUCAAGCAUAUGCUGUUAAGGGGAGAGAGUGGAGACGGUAAAAGGAAACGGAGCAGGAUUUCUCUAGACAUUGAAUCCGAAAAAGAGGAUGGAGAUGAGGAGAGUGAUGAAGGUGCUGCAUAUACGGUGGCUCCAGAGGCUGUACAUGAGCAGUUAUAG
Messenger RNA from Morchella sextelata, 1197 nucleotides. RefSeq lists its product as uncharacterized. The transcript has 2 exons. The coding region runs from base 1 to 1197 and encodes 398 amino acids. NCBI's taxonomy places the organism in Eukaryota, Fungi, Ascomycota, Pezizomycetes, Pezizales, Morchellaceae. The record is from RefSeq and is a predicted model, not a curated record.